AUGUCUCCGUGGUCGCUGGAACUGGAAAACCUGUGCCCUUCGUCGUUUGAUGUUCCGCCUUUCACUUCGUGGCAUCCAUAUGGACAAAGGUGCGGCAUUGAUGACGGACGGCCAAGUUUAUGGGAUGUGGAUGACGCAGACGACGGAAUUGACAUGAGCGAGUUGCUCUUUGCCAGGGACGAAUGCAACCCUGGGGGACCGUUUGAUGUGGACACCCCCUUGUCGUCCUUUGUGCCUGUACAUUCCUUGCAGAUACGACGAGAGCACUGCGGGCACUUGCGUCGCUUGGAAAAGAUGCCGAUGGUUCCGUCGCACCGGGAGCAAGUCGGCAUCGUGAUGAGUGCGAUGACCGUGCAACUACGGAUAACCUGCCUCGACUCAUCCGGAUAUUUGCUUCUCCGACAAUUGUCAAGUACAGUACGAGAACGAGGACAUUUCCAAUGUGUGAAAUUCACGCAGAGCAGGCAAAGCUUUUCCCAAGAAGUCUCAUUUUGGCAGUCACGGGGGCCGUCGACGUAUCCAACCCGACAUCACACAUGGAUCCGUGCACGACACAGAGUCAAACGACUAGCGAGCACGACAAGACGGCGCGCAAGGUUUGCACAUGAGCUAUAG
Aphanomyces invadans is the source of this 615-nucleotide messenger RNA. RefSeq lists its product as hypothetical. Bases 1 to 615 code for a protein of 204 amino acids. The record is from RefSeq and is a predicted model, not a curated record. NCBI's taxonomy places the organism in Eukaryota, Oomycota, Saprolegniomycetes, Saprolegniales, Verrucalvaceae. The transcript has 2 exons.